AUGAUAUCAAGAAGAGACACAGUUACGUUUCAAAGAUCAAGAGCCCCAUCUCCAUGUUCACUUUAUGAUAUCAAAGAGAAGGAAGAAUCUACAACGGUUGUUACAGAAAUCAAAGAGAUGGAAAAACCGGCAGUACACCUAUAUAAUAUUUUCUCCAUACCAAUGAAACGAAUACCAGAGACAGAGGAUAGCCCUUCAAACAAGUAA
This is a messenger RNA of Nakaseomyces glabratus, 207 nucleotides long. RefSeq lists its product as uncharacterized. NCBI's taxonomy places the organism in Eukaryota, Fungi, Ascomycota, Saccharomycetes, Saccharomycetales, Saccharomycetaceae. The record is from RefSeq and is a predicted model, not a curated record.